AAACCGGAAGCAUGCGUCAGUGACGUCGGCAAAGGAAAACAAAAACAAACCUCCUAGUUCCGUUGCCAUCGAUGUUGUCUGUUGUUUUAGUUAGUCGGUUGUUUCAAUUGUUUCGUCUUUCUGACUCUAGAAACCGUGUCCAGUGACGUACCGGCGGGUGUUUAUAGUCGCAUUUUUAUUGACGUCACAAACAGACGUUUGAAACCUGUUAGGCUCUGAUGCUAACCCUGUUAGCAAUCAGAGCUAAAACUGUUGCUCAACUCUCGCCGUGUUGUCCUACGCUGCAUCUUAUUUCUCUCGGUUGUUUUUGUUGCGUUGACAUUUGCUGAGUAACUGCCGUCUGCUUGUCCACCAUGACUCAGCAGAGAGGAGUCAACAGCCUGAUGUUCAACCAGGACCAGAGCUGCUUCUGCUGCGCGAUGGAGACCGGAGUCAGGAUUUAUAAUGUAGAGCCUUUGAUGGAGAAAGGACACCUGGACCAUGAGCAGGUCGGCAGUGUUGCUCUGUGCUCCAUGCUGCAUCGAUCCAACCUGUUGGCCCUUGUUGGAGGAGGAGUGAAUCCUAAAUUCUCCGAAAUUUCUGUCCUGAUCUGGGACGACGCCCGUGAGUCCAGGGAUCCCAAAGACAAACUGGUUCUGGAGUUUACCUUCACUAAACCCGUCCUGAAUGUUUGCAUGAGACAUGACAAGAUCAUCAUUGUGCUGAAGAACAGAAUCUACGUGUACAGUUUUCCAGACAACCCAGUCAAACUGUUUGAGUUUGACACCAGAGACAAUCCCAAAGGACUGUGUGAUUUAUGUCCCAGCCUGGAGAAGCAGCUGCUGGUCUUUCCUGGACAUAAAUGUGGAAGCCUGCAGCUGGUGGACUUGUCCAACACCAAACCUGGAACCUCUUCAGCUCCUUUCACUAUCAACGCCCACCAGAGUGAAAUCGCCUGCGUGGCUCUGAAUCAGCCAGGCAGUGUGGCUGCAUCUGCCUCACGUAAAGGAACCCUCAUCCGUCUGUUUGACACCACCACCAGAGACAAACUGGUGGAGCUGCGCAGAGGAACUGAUCCAGCCACACUCUACUGCAUCAACUUCAGCCACGACUCCUCCUUCCUCUGUGCCUCCAGUGAUAAAGGAACAGUUCACAUCUUUGCCCUUAAAGACACCAAACUGAACCGGCGCUCUGCCUUAGCUCGUGUCGGGAAGGUGGGUCCAGUGAUUGGUCAGUACGUAGACAGCCAGUGGUCAUUGGCCAGUUUUACUGUACCGGCAGAGUGUGCCUGCAUCUGUGCUUUUGGGAAGAACACUUCGAAGAACGUCAACUCUGUGAUCGCCAUUUGUGUGGACGGAACCUUCCACAAGUAUGUGUUCACUCCUGACGGCAACUGCAAUAGAGAGGCCUUUGAUGUUUAUCUGGACAUUUGUGACGACGACGACUUCUGAGGAAAUUCACAGCUGCAGAGAUCAGUUUAAAAACAACCACACACUCUGAGGAACCACAGAGAUGAGUUUGUCUUCUGACAAUGACAAGUCAAAAUUGGACUGGGACAGAAAUGUAUUUACUCAGUAUCUCCUAGGUCCAUUGUCAAUUUCAUUCAUUUCAGGAUUUGGGAUCAUGUUGAUAAUAAAUCUAGUGAUUGUCAUCAGAUUGAUAAUGCAAUUAUUGAUUUUGUCUGAUCUGUUUUUAUAAUCGUCUGUAUCUGAGCCAUCAACAUCUGACUGUAAGCUUGUUUUUUUAUGAUGCUUGUACAUCAUGAGUCUGUUGUCAGACUUAAAAGAACAUGCAUGACCUGUAGAGACCAACUUUAUUAUAUAAAUAUAUUGCAUAUUUGAA
Messenger RNA from Cynoglossus semilaevis (tongue sole), 1821 nucleotides. It is a transcript of the gene wdr45, whose product is annotated as WD repeat domain 45. Lineage: Eukaryota; Metazoa; Chordata; Actinopteri; Pleuronectiformes; Cynoglossidae. The coding region runs from base 354 to 1430 and encodes 358 amino acids. Gene Ontology annotation, molecular function: protein binding. The record is from RefSeq and is a predicted model, not a curated record. The transcript is spliced from 10 exons.